AAUAAAAAUAAAAAUAUUCCGUUAGUGCUGCGUACACGGAAUAAGUGUCAAAUAAAUGUGGAAAAACAAAAAUCCUGCAGCGGCGAAACUAAAUACCACUCGUAAAAUGGCAUUGUUACAAUUGCCGCCAAAUAAUGAGCAGGCAAUCGUGCUGAAUACGCCAAAUCGCAAUGAGAUACUCAAGGAGGGGGUACCAGCGCACUCAAAAUACACAAUUUUGGGCAGAGGCGCCUUUGGCACCGUCUUUAAGGCGAUUUAUCGAGGUCAACCAGUGGCUGUGAAGAUCGUGCGAAAUGUAAGUAAGGCAAAUGCUCAAUCUAUGCGCAAUGAGAUGCAAAUUUUGGGUUGGAAGCAUCGAAAUAUAAUAAAAAUUUUCAAGGUUGAAAUCACGCCAAAUUUUGGUAUUGUCAUAAUGGAACAGUUCAUGGGCAAGAGCUUGCAGGAGAUAAUAGAGGCUACACAGUUGCCGCUGGAGCAUAGAAUUUUCAUCACACUGGAUAUCCUAUCUGCACUUUCUUAUUGCCACAAGCGGCGUCUGCUACAUCUUGAUGUAAAACCACAAAAUGUGCUGGUAUCUUUUGUUGGCAUCCAACCGCAACUGCGCGACGAAACCCUAUCAACUCUAUUCGCCCGUCGGCAAUAUGUUUGCAAACUAUGCGAUUUUGGUGCGUCGUUGAAGAUCGACUCUCCAAAGCUAGCACCAAGAGGCAAUGCGCGUGGCACUAUGCGUUACAUGUCGCCCGAAGCAUUACGCGAGGAGUCGCUUACACCCGCCGCAGACACCUACUCGUUAGGCAUUACAAUGUGGCAAAUGCGAGAACGUUGUCUGCCCUAUCGUUGGAUCGCUUGCAAUGAAGUGGUCGCCUAUCAAGUGGUCAAGAACAAAUUACGUCCUGAUAUCGCAAACAUCGCCAAUGGUUGCAAGAGUGCUUUGCUCACAACUAUGCCACUGCAUCACAAAUGCCAUUGCGCCAAUUCGCCAGCCGAGGAGAUCACCUAUCAUUCGUUGGUGCAUCUGACAAAUGUACUAAAUCGCACCAAACAACCAGAAGAACAGUUACGCUUCUCUGAUUGCGGCGUGGAUGAAGUGCAUCAGGUGGUUGAGCGUCGUCCAUUCGCCUCAUUGAAUACGAAAAUAAAUGUCAUGCGCAAUUUGAAUGUCGAAUUGAAUUCCAUGAAAUCACCGGUUGCUCAACGUUCGCCAUUGAAACAAACAAAAGAGUUGGUAAAACAGCAGCUGAAGCAUCAGCAGAAGCAGUGCACGCCGGAUGAUGUUGUUGAUCCCUUGGCAAUGUUCGGGGAUAUGUUGAGUCUGCACGAUCACAACAAGGAGCAGAGCUACGAAACGCUUUGUAGGGCUUGCUGGUGUGAUGAGCCAGUGCUGCGAGUGAAAGCGUCGGUUUUGCGCAACAAAUUAGUUGAGUUGUUGUAAUAUAUGGUAUUACUUGUUUGUGUAGGAAUUUUUAUAUUAUAUUUUAGUGUGUAUGAGAUUUUUAUAAGCACUACGUUUUGUUCGACAAAUUUUAACUGUGUAUUAUAGUUACAUUAUUUUAAAUAAUCAAUUUUAUUAAUUAAU
Anastrepha obliqua is the source of this 1576-nucleotide messenger RNA. It is a transcript of the gene Mos, whose product is annotated as raf homolog serine/threonine-protein kinase Raf. Gene Ontology annotation, molecular function: protein kinase activity; ATP binding. The coding region runs from base 56 to 1432 and encodes 458 amino acids. NCBI's taxonomy places the organism in Eukaryota, Metazoa, Arthropoda, Insecta, Diptera, Tephritidae. The record is from RefSeq and is a predicted model, not a curated record. The transcript is spliced from 6 exons. Gene Ontology annotation, biological process: protein phosphorylation.